Molecule: messenger RNA, 726 nt
Organism: Knipowitschia caucasica
Lineage: Eukaryota; Metazoa; Chordata; Actinopteri; Gobiiformes; Gobiidae
Source: the annotation of a GenBank genome assembly
AUGGAGGGUCAGUCACCUGUACCCCAGGUGGAGGAGGCCCGGUUAGCUGUAGCCCAGGUGGUGGAGGCCCGGGUAGCUGUAGCCCAGGUAGUGGAGGCCCAGGUAACUGCAGCCCAGGUGGUGGAGGCCUGGGUAGCUGCAGCCCAGGUGGUGGAGGCCCGGGUAGCUGCAGCCCAGGUGGUGGAGGCCCGGGAAGAUGUAGCCCAGGUGGUGGAGGCCCGGGAAGAUGUAGCCCAGGUGGUGGAGGCCCGAGUAGUUGGAGCCCAGGUGGUGGAGGCCCGGCUAGCUGUAGCCCAGGUGGUGGAGGCCCGAAUAGCUGUAGCCCAGGUGGUGGAAGCCCGGGUAGCUGUAGCCCAGGUGGUGGAGGCCCAGGUAGCUGUAGCCCAGGUGGUGGAGGCCCAGGUAGCUGUAGCCCAGGUGGUGGAGGCCCAAAUAGCUGUAGCCCAGGUGGUGGAGGCCCGGGUAGCUGUAGCCCAGGUGGUGGAGGCCCAGGUAGCUGGAGCCCAGGUGGUAGAGGCCCAGGUAGCUGCAGCCCAGGUGGUGGAGGCCCAGGUAGCUGCAGCCCAGGUGGUGGAGGCCUGGUUAGCUGUAGCCCAGGCAACUGAGGGAAGAACCAGGGUAGCUGUGGUUGUAGCCAGAUUAGCUCAGUUGUUGGGCCUGCUUGCUGUUGUCCAUCUAGGCCUGGACCAGGAUUUAUUUCAAUGUCACCAGCCAAAAGUAGUAUAA